Messenger RNA from Oncorhynchus mykiss (rainbow trout), 2089 nucleotides. Its product is annotated as serine protease. Gene Ontology annotation, biological process: proteolysis. The record is from RefSeq and is a predicted model, not a curated record. Gene Ontology annotation, molecular function: serine-type endopeptidase activity. Lineage: Eukaryota; Metazoa; Chordata; Actinopteri; Salmoniformes; Salmonidae.
GGGUUGGGUUUGGAGGGUACAGGUCACCGGGUCACGUCACACAGAAUCAGGAGAUGGGCUUAUGGGGUGACGUGCGUCAUGGGGUGAGUAGGGAAUAAAGUAGAGGGGCUGUUUUUUUCCUACAUGUUUGUCCUAUGUUUGCGGCCAAGGGAGUGUGGUGUGCCUGUGUGCAUGUGUUCAUGCAUGCGCAUGUAUGAAUGUGUGUGCGUGUGUGUGUGGGAAUGUGGGUGUGUUGAAAGUGCUGAUGGGCCCCCCAGAAGUCCCUAUCCAUUGCUGUAGAAGCCCCUGGCUGCAAGAGAACAAUCCAGCACUGGGGCUUUGUAGUCAUCUUUGUCCCUGGGGGAAAUGUGUGUGUGUGUGUGUGUUCAUACGUAGGUACAUGCGCACAUAUUAGUUUGUGAAUGAGUGUGCGUGUAUGUAUAUGCCUGAGUAUGUGCAGGUGAUUGGAUGCCUGUAUGUGAGCGUGUGUUUAUGUGUUUGUCCAGUGCUAUAUAUAUAUAGUGUGCUGUGUGCGCGAGGCAGUGAUUCUGCUGAAGAUGGUUGAUGUUCCAGGGUCUCCACUCCUAUCUCUGCUGCUGCUGCUGUGUGUGUCGCCUCUGCCUGCCGCCACAUACACCCUGACCCCUGGCAGACAGGCCCAGCACAAAGUCCUGCACCUGGACUGGCCUAAGGACUGUGGCACGGCCCACUAUAAACCUAACAUGGCUGAACGGAUCGUCUCUGGAAACGAGGCCAGACCUCACUCCUGGCCAUGGCAGGUCUCCCUACAGGUUCGUCCCAGAGGCAGUAAGCACUACAUCCAUGUCUGUGGAGGAACUCUCAUCCACAAGAACUGGGUCCUCACUGCUGCUCAUUGCUUCCAGAAGGGUAAAGCCGAGGAUGCUGGGAGUUGGAGGAUUGUCCUGGGGAAGCACCAGCUUAAACGUUCCGAAACACCCGAGAAGACUAUCCCGGUUAAGAGGAUAUAUCGUCACGAGCACUUCCGUUACCCCACGCACAGCGAGUUGGAUUACGAUAUCGCCCUGGUCAAGGCUGCCACCGACAUCGUGCCCACCAACCAUAUACGCUAUGCAUGCCUGCCGCGCAAACAGAUCAGCCUGAAGCCAGGACAAUACUGCUGGGUGACCGGCUGGGGAGACACUCGGGGUGGAAAGGAGAACGUGUCUCUGGCUGAGGCUCUGAACCAGGCCCGUUUGCCCAUCAUCGACAUCAAGACCUGCCGUCAGAAGAAGUUCUGGGGAGACCGCGUCAGGGACUCCAUGAUCUGUGCCGGCUUCAGAGACACAGAAGGACCACCUGCUGCCUGCCAGGGCGACUCGGGCGGUCCUCUGCUGUGCCAGUUGGGGCGUGACAGGUGGGAGGUGCACGGUGUGGUGAGCUUUGGCCCCAUUGGCUGCACCGUGGAGAACAAGCCCAGCGUGUUUACCCGCACCGCCAAUUACAUCCCUUGGAUCGAGGCUACGCGCAUCAGAGACAUCUUCAUGCACUAGACUAGACCACACACAAUCUGACAACCCCUCCACACCCCAAAACUAUAGCAUUUAUUUUUUGUGUGAGAUACCAUAUUGCCUCAGGCCACACACCCCUCUCCUCUGUGUCCAUAACCUGUGAGUCACUACAGUGACAUCAGACAAAAUCUGAAUGAAGACAUUUUACAAUCAACAUUGUACUGAUCAUCAGCAUUUCAUUAAAUCAAGCCACCUGUCACGAUGCUGUAAUCUGUGUUAAAUUCUGUGUUAUUCAGGCUUUGUGUCUCUGAAAGCACUCUAGUCACCAUCCACUUAAUGUGUAUGUUAUGGACAAUUUGUUUCAGAAUCACACUCAAGUCAACAAUUCAAUGUUUUAUGUCUAUAACCUAUGGAUUUUGUCUGGAGCAUUUUGUCCUUCAAUAUUACAUUCAGAAUUAUGUUAUCCCAUUUCAUUGAUGCAUGCAAAGGAACAUACAGUAUCUGCAAUUUGUAUGGCAUGUAUGACACCUUGACCUCCACCACAUCCCCAACCAAUGUUCCACUUCCUGGUUGUACUCUUUCCUGACUAUAUCUCCCAUCAUGCAGUCUGUCAGCCAAUAAAGCUGGCAGAAAAAGCAGAA